Molecule: messenger RNA, 885 nt
Organism: Trichoderma citrinoviride
Lineage: Eukaryota; Fungi; Ascomycota; Sordariomycetes; Hypocreales; Hypocreaceae
Product: RTA1-domain-containing protein
Exons: 3
Coding region: 1-885 (294 amino acids)
Cellular component (GO): membrane
Source: RefSeq, a predicted model, not a curated record
AUGGGAACAAAGUGCGACCCGGAUUGGCGACAUGCUGCCUUUGCCUUCUAUCAAUACAUUCCCUCUAUUGCUGCUGCUGUCAUGUUCUGCAUUCUCUUCUUUGUAUCUACCGUGAUACACCUCAUCCAGAUGUGGAAAACCAGAAGCUGGUAUUUGACUCCACUGGUAAUUGGAUGCUUUUUCGAAUUCGUUGGAUUUGCCGCCAGAGCGACGUCUGGGGCUGAAAAGGCUGGCUGCUGGACGCUGGGUCCUUACAUCACUCAGAGCAUGUUCAUCCUUCUUGCACCAGCGCUAUUCGCGGCGUCCAUCUACAUGAUACUCGGACGAAUCAUUCUCCUCGUCGAUGGACAGGAUCAUUCAAUAAUCAAGCCACAAUGGUUGACGAAAAUCUUUGUCAUUGGAGAUGUUGUCUGCUUCUUACUUCUAUCCGGAGGUGGCGGCAUUCUGGCUACAGGCAGUAGCAAUCCAUCCAUGGCCGACACCGGCAACAACGUCAUUAUCGGAGGCCUUGUGCUGCAGUUAAUUUGGUUUGGCAUUUUCGUCGUCGUUGCAGCCGUGUUCCACAUCCGCAUGAGAUCGAUCCCAACUGUUCGCUCACAGCAACCAGAGUGUCGCUGGCAAGUCUACCUCCAAACGCUAUAUGUUGCGAGCUGCCUUAUUAUCAUCCGAAACUUAUUUCGCGUCAUUGAGUAUGCUCAGGGGCAUGACGGGUACUUGCUGCAAAACGAGGCCUUUAUUUAUGUCUUUGAUGCCCUGCCCAUGCUAAUCGUUGUCUCUUGGCUUCAUUGGAGACAUCCCGGAGAGAUUGGCUUGUUGUUACGUGGCGAGAAAGCCUUCAAGAAUGGGUUCCAGCUGAUUCAUAUCAGAGGCCAGAGUUUGGGUUAA